Messenger RNA from Salvia splendens (bonfire salvia), 1604 nucleotides. Its product is annotated as scarecrow-like protein 32. Bases 31 to 1413 code for a protein of 460 amino acids. The record is from RefSeq and is a predicted model, not a curated record. The transcript has a single exon. NCBI's taxonomy places the organism in Eukaryota, Viridiplantae, Streptophyta, Magnoliopsida, Lamiales, Lamiaceae.
AAAAACCCUAACUAUUACACAAACAUCAGUAUGAAAGCGGAUGUAAGAGGUAAGAAUCCAUCACCGACCAUUUCCUCUAUGCAAAACCCUAGCCUCUUCACAAACUCACGCAGCUCCAUCUCCGGCGCCGUCUUGACCGGGUGCCUGAGCAGCCUCGACGGCGCGUGCAUCGAGAAGCUCCUCCUCCACUGCGGCAGCGCUCUCGAGAGCAACGACGUCACUCUGGCUCAGCAAGUGAUGUGGGUGCUCAACAACGUCGCCUCUGCCGUCGGCGACCCCAACCAGAGGCUCGCCUCGUACUUCCUCCGCGCCCUCGUCUCGAGGGCUUCUAGGGUUUGCCCCGCCACCAUGAGCUUCAAGGCCGCCGGUAUCCCCCACCGCCGCCUUAUGUCCGUCACCGAGCUAGCUGGCUAUGUCGACCUCAUCCCCUGGCACCGCUUCGGGUUCUGUGCCUCAAACAACGCGAUCCUCGACGCGGUGCGAGGGUUUCGGAAAAUUCACAUCUUGGAUCUGAGCAUCACUCACUGCAUGCAGUGGCCCACUCUAAUUGACGCGUUGGGGAAAGAGCCGGAGUGCCCACCGGUGGAGCUUCGGAUAUCGGUCCUCUCGUGGCGGCCCCCGACCCCUCCGCUGCUCAACAUUCCGAUUGAAAAAGUUGGUCAGCGGUUGGUCAACUUCGCCAGGUACAGAGAUGUACCCUUUGAGUUUAAUGUUAUUAAAGUGGGGGGCCCAGUAGAAGAGGAGGAAACAGUCGUCUCCUCCUCUUUCUAUGACUUUUUGUUGAGUCAACUCAAUGCGACCAUAGUCAAAGUCAAUGUUGAUGAGGCCUUAGUGGUCAACAUCCAGAACUGGCUAAGAUAUCUUCCGGACGAGGAAACUUCCUUGUCAGAUAGCUCAUGCGACGGGAUAAUGUCGUAUCGGGACUCGUUCCUUGAGUUGGUUGGAAGGUUGAGUCCGUGCCUGGUGACAGUGGUUGAUGAGGACUGCGACCUCGGGGCACAGAGCGGGCUAGCAUCGAGGAUCGUUUCGUGCUUCAACUACAUGUGGAUCCCGUUCGAUGCAUUCGAGACGUUCUUGCCCAAGGAUAGCCCACAGAGGAUAGAGUACGAGUCUGACAUCGGGCACAAGAUUGAGAACAUUGUCGGGUAUGAGGGGGCCCAGAGGAUUGAGAGGUUGGAGUCCGAAGGUAGGUUGUGCCGACGGAUGGCGGCCGCAGGCUUCAUGAGUGUCCCCUUCGGAGAGGAGACUGUGAAGGAGGUGAAGGCUUUGCUCGACGAGCAUGCGAGUGGUUGGGGGAUGAAGAAGGACGAGGAAGGCAUGCUAGUGCUGACGUGGAAGGGCCACAACGCGGUCUAUGCGGGGGCAUGGGUUCCAUAUGCCCCCGCAUUCCAUCAAAACAAUCUAUUGGUGUAAUAGCGGGAUCUCGAGCUCGAAUUCGUUACUGCCACGUGUCGAAUUAGGUGGCCUUAUUGUCUAGGGCUGGAUAGGUGCAUUAGCUAGAAUGGAUCGAUGGGACUAAAUUAGAGAUAAAUAAUUUGAAUUAGACAUAUAUGUAACUUUAGCCAGGGAGGAUCGUGUUUUCAUGACCAGUGGGGUAUAUUAAU